AUGAACAGAAUCUUUGGUAGCAACAAGGCCAAGCCCAAGCCGAACCUCUCGGACGCUAUCAAUUCGACCGAUACGAGGAUAGGCAACAUCGAGGUCAAGAUCAAAAAGCUGGAUGGCGAAUUGUCCGUGUUCAAGACGCAGAUGUCCAAGAUGAAAGCAGGUCCAGGCAAGACGGCCGUGACACAGCGGGCUAUGAGGGUGUUGCAGCAGAAGAAGAUGUACGAGGGGCAACUCGCACAGCUUACCCAGCAAUCGUUCAACAUGGAGCAAGCCCAGAUGACGACCGAGAAUCUGAAGAACACUAUGGCGACGGUCAGCGCAAUGGAAAUCGCCAACAAGGAGAUGAAAAAGCAGUACAAGAAUAUCGACAUUGACAAGAUCGAAAAUAUUCACUAUGAUAUGGAAGACCUGAUCGAUCAGGCCAAUGAGAUCCAAGAAACUCUGGGUCGGACGUAUGGCGUGCCCGACGAGGUGGACGAGGCGGAUCUCGAAGCGGAACUCGAAGCCUUGGGAGAAGACUUCGGAGAGGAAGAGGAGAUCCCGAGUUAUCUUCGAGACAGCACCGCUCUACCAGACUUUGUCGACGAGGCACCGGUUCCUGCACAAUCAAAUACACCCCAGGCAGAGGUGGCUAGGUAG
This is a messenger RNA of Filobasidium floriforme, 639 nucleotides long. RefSeq names its product Snf7 family. NCBI's taxonomy places the organism in Eukaryota, Fungi, Basidiomycota, Tremellomycetes, Filobasidiales, Filobasidiaceae. Gene Ontology annotation, cellular component: multivesicular body. Gene Ontology annotation, biological process: late endosome to vacuole transport via multivesicular body sorting pathway; vesicle budding from membrane. The coding region runs from base 1 to 639 and encodes 212 amino acids. The record is from RefSeq and is a predicted model, not a curated record. The transcript has 8 exons.